AUCAAAACAGUUUGUUAAUGUUAGGAUUUCUGACCCGGUCUAACUUAGGUUUGACCAAUAAUUGAUCAAAUUCGAUCAUGAGUGGCACGACUGAAACCGACAUCGAUAGCCCGUUUGUAAAAAAGGAAAAAUGCUGCAAAAUCUGUGGUGCCACCGAUGGCCCAAUGGAAUCUAUUUUCUGCAACGCGGAAGAUACGGCCAUGCUGAACAAAAUAUAUAAAUCCACACGUGUUGAGGUUACCCCGGUUUGUGGGUUGAUUUCUCCAAUAUGUGAAGCGUGCCAUCGGCGGAUAGAUGAGUACGACGAACAUGCGCAACCGAAAGUGAUAGAAUAUGUCAUCAAGACUGAACUGGACGACGACACAUUAGACUACGAUCCACUUAAUGUUGGCAACCUGACCGAUCCAAUGGCAAUCGAAGAUAAUUCCGAAGAUGAUAUAGAUGUAAAAAUUACCUAUGGCAGACGCCCAAAUAAACGAAAGAUCAACAGAAAAGCCAUUAAUAUUGUGAAGAGCAUGCCACAAACCCUUCCAACGCGAAGGCGUCCAGGAAGACCACCGAAAGUGAAACUAGAAUUGCAAAAACCAGUGGAGCUUUCUACCGAGAUUGUCAUGUUGAAGCAAGAAGAGUUGGCAAAUGAGCAAACAGUUAUGGAAAAAGUAAAUCGAUUAAAACAUAGGGAAUGUCGGAAAACGAGAAAAUCCCUAGAUGGGGACAGCUCAGGAGAAGGUGGCUUCGAUUCGCACGAUGCUAAGAGACUUCCACAUGAAGAACAAGAGUCGGAGAUGGACGAACCGGAUGUUACGGAUGGCGAUGAGCGGUUAAGUAAGGACAGUGUCGAUAGCGAUUCGCAGGAUGAACGCAACCCAACGGUACGGCGAAAAGUACUCCGAAGCGGCCGCACAGCGACGCAUCAAAAAGGUCUCAAGAAAAAAGGAGGCCUUCCGGAGCAGUGCGAGGUUUGCGGAAAAACCGUGUCCUACAUGCGCGAGCACAUGCGGCUGCAUCGGAUCGAAAAGCAGCACCCCUGUCCGCACUGUGACCGGACGUUCGUGCAGGCAAACAACCUAAAGUACCACAUUCGGAAGCAUCUCGGCGAAAAGCCAUACUCGUGCAAGCAAUGCGACAAACAGUUCUACUGCGAGGCACACCUUAAGUCGCACAUGCGUGUGCAUGGCCCGCAGGGUCUGUUCCAGUGCGACGUAUGUCCGAAGAGCUUCAACCAGGAGUGCAAUCUGAAGAAACAUCUACGUGUGCACACGGGAGAAAAGCCUUACAGUUGCGAUACUUGUGGCAAGCGGUUUAAUAGUACAUCGAAUCUGCGCAACCACUCGCGGCUGCAUUCGGACGAACGGCCACUAACGUGUGACCAUUGUUCGAAAAGUUUCGUCGAUGUGCACCACCUUCAGCGGCACAUUCGGGUGCACACGGGCGAACGUCCCUACAUGUGUCACGUUUGUUCACACGCGUUCUAUUGCCAGAACGGCUUGAUGGAUCAUCUUAAAACCCACAUCGAGGAAAAGUUUUUCAAAAUUGACUAGCAGUUUACGGAAUUAUCGUAUUUUCGGCAGGUAUGUCUUUAAAUCGAUAAUGUUGAUGAAAUACUAUUUUCAAGCGAAAUGAUCAAAUACAGUUCGAUUUACUAGAAUUGAAAAAUGUCUGGCUGGAGUAAUUCCGUAAUGAAAAGGAUCGAAUAAACAUCAUCCAAUCACACCAAUCAGUAAAGGCAUUAAAACGUAUGAACCACAUUUGUAAAGGCAUUAUCUCAAACAUAAAGCCGAACAAAAAACUCAAAAAAAAAAGAUGUAUAAGACCAGCUAAACACCUGUUACUCAUAGCCCUUUGAAAACUGAAUUAUUAUGGUUCCUACAUUAUUGCUUCCAAAUAUGGAGGAUAAUAAUACACGGGAAUACGUUCUUUUGCAACUAUGUACUGAUUUCGAAAUUCCCAUCUGUUGAAUUCGUAUGGGGUUGCUUUCUGAUGAAAAUAUUGAGACAAAAUUUGAAAAUUUUGCUUUCUCUAGCGCUUAAGAGGUUCAAAGAGUUACAUACAGUACUAAAAUAAUUGAUAAAAUAAAUUCAAAAAAGGAAUAUCAAUACCUGUUUGGAAGCAGAUAUGCAGAUGAGCAUAACAGACACAGAGAUUAAAUCAUUACUUAAUAUAAAAAAAAUAUUAGUUGACUUAUUUCGAAGCAUAAAAAUUGUAAUACAACACUUGUUUUAUUUUAAACAAAUAUUAUUGAUAUAAUACUUCGAAAAUACUAGAGAGAUUUUAUGAAAAAGGUGAUGCGGUACAGAGUUUUUGCGUUAAACACAAGAAUCGUAUGUCUCGAACGUACCGGAUUAUUAAUUUCCAAACGACAUACGAGUAUGCGGUCGUAGACCUUAGGAUUAAAUGGACGUAAUUAAAAUUCUGAAAAGGCAUUUACAAAAUUAACACGAUUAUUUGGACUAUGAAUUUAAAACACAAUGAUUAAAAUAUUGUGCCAAUCAAUGUUUGAUCAAAAAUAAAUAAGAACCAUUUGAUUUGAAUCGUAUUAGUCUUAGUCUAGUCUAGUCUUGACCGGUAAAUAUUUCUUUUGAGACAUAAAAUUAUGUAAAAUAAUGGAAUAUUCAUUUGAAUCUUAGUAGAUGUGUUGUU
Anopheles coustani is the source of this 2640-nucleotide messenger RNA. Its product is annotated as zinc finger protein 771-like. Lineage: Eukaryota; Metazoa; Arthropoda; Insecta; Diptera; Culicidae. The record is from RefSeq and is a predicted model, not a curated record. Gene Ontology annotation, biological process: regulation of transcription by RNA polymerase II. Bases 78 to 1541 code for a protein of 487 amino acids. The transcript has 5 exons. Gene Ontology annotation, molecular function: RNA polymerase II cis-regulatory region sequence-specific DNA binding; DNA-binding transcription factor activity.